Molecule: messenger RNA, 1081 nt
Organism: Cheilinus undulatus (humphead wrasse)
Lineage: Eukaryota; Metazoa; Chordata; Actinopteri; Labriformes; Labridae
Gene: arl6ip6
Product: ADP-ribosylation factor-like 6 interacting protein 6
Exons: 4
Coding region: 280-723 (147 amino acids)
Source: RefSeq, a predicted model, not a curated record
CAGAAAAAGCGAAGAAGGGAAUGUGCUGCUACAGCUUCCGAUGCAUUGAACCGAAUAUUUAUAUGAAAUUAAUAUGAAAAGUAGAUUAAUAAUGACUGACUUAUAACUCUGUGUAAGCUAUGCGUUUUCCUUGUUUUGUUUGUUAAAUUAGACACUUAAAGCUAGGCUACAACAGGAUGCCGAGGAGAUCGAAGGACUGGGAAAGUUCGGGUCGAUAAGUUUUCUUCGGAUGAUUUCCAGCGAACAAAGACUGUUUUUACGAGACGUGGAGGGACAAACAUGUCCACAGAGAGACGCGGAGGGACUCCAGCACCAGGAGGGGUGGUUAGCACCAGUAACGGGCCCAAACAGUGGUCCUUCACCGUGCUGUCGGUGCUGAGCUCGGCUGCUGCCAUGGCUGCUGUCGGCUGCUUGUGCGCCUUCAUUUACCCCAUCCUGAAAGAGCUGCGGGUGGAGAGAGUGAAAGGAGAGGACGGGACUGAACAGAGGAUUUUAGGCUUCUGGAGUAUUCUGGUGCUGUCAGUGUUAGCAGGAAGUAUCUGCUGCGUCUUCUCGUGGACUCUCACCUACAUCGACUCACACCAGCCGGGGAGGGAGAUCCCAUCGCUGCUGACGCCUGCAGACUUCAGAGACGUAUCGGGCCACAGUCUCCACAUGGGUUAUGGCGUCGCCGCUCUUAACGGCAUCAUGGCGAUGAUCACCGUCAUCUGGAGCCUCACCUGACACACACUAAAAAUAUACUGAUGUUUCCACAGUAAAGUUUAUUUUAUUAAGCCGGCCAACAAUUUCCAAAAAGUUUGUGCAUUUGAUUUUGAAUUUGAUGGUAGCAGGAUCUCAAGAAAGGCGUCCCUAGUUUCCAUGAAGAAUUUCAAAUUUUAAUUUAUCUGACCACAGAACAGUUUUCCGUUUUUCCUCAGUCCUUUUAAAUGAGAUCUGGCUCUCAGGAGACUGUGCAGUUUCUGGAUUGUGUUCACUUAUUGCAGGGGUGUCAAACUCAAUCACAGCAGGGGCUGAAUCCUGGAUUUAGGUCUAACCUGAGGGCCUAACAGGGUCAACGUUUAACCAUAACUGUCAACUCUAU